AUGACUCUAAGUCAGCCAUGGCGCACAGCUGUAGCAAUAUCCGCGGUGGCUCUUGCUCGCCUUGCGGCUGCAGAUAUCUGCUCGGUGAUCAAGCAAGAGGGCAUAGAGAUUGAACAGCCGCUGAGUCUCGACUACUCCAAGGACCUGACGAAAUAUUGGUCUGCUGCCUGUGGAGACCUGAAGCCGACAUGUAUUGUCGCUCCUUCGAGCGCUCUGGAGAUGUCGGCGAUUGUGAAGCAACUGCACAAUUUUGACGACCUCUUCGCCGUGAAGUCAGGCGGGCAUAUGCCCAACAAUGGCUUCGCCAGCAUUCAAGAUGGCCUGCUCAUCUCGACCAAGAAUCUUGAUCAUGUCAUCUACAAUCCCGAAGACCAGACUGCUAUCGUCGGUCCUGGACUUUCGUGGGAAGAUGCUCAGAAAGGCCUCGAUGGUACUGGUCGGGCACUCGUCGGUGGACGUCUUGGUGGCGUGGGCGUCGGAGGAUAUAUGCUCGGAGGCAAGUUGCAGCCCCUUGCGAUGGUUGACAUUUCACUGAUUCAGCUAGGCGGGUUGAGCUUUCUGAGUUCGCAGUAUGGCUGGGCAGCCAACAAUGUAGUCAGCUUUGAAGUGGUUCUUGCCAAUGGAACCGUGGUCAAUGCCAACGCGAAGGAAAAUACUGAUCUCUUCGCGGCUCUUAAGGGAGGCGGUAACAACUUUGGCAUUGUUACUGCAUACACUCUCCAGACGCAUCCUCAAGACCAUAAGGUAUGGGGUGGAAACUAUGUCUUUACACCCGAUAAGACGCCUCAAGUCUUGAGCGCUCUUCGUGAUUUCACCGAGCAUUAUCCCGAUGACAAGGCCGCUAUCAUUGUGACUUGUGAGCAUGGCUUGUUGAUCCACACCUGGAUCAUGUUCCUCUUCUAUGAUGGACCUGAGCCACCAGAGGGUGUUUUUACAAAUUUUACGGCAAUCGGACCGACCGAUACUACUAGAACCUGGGACAGCUACUAUGACUUGCUUAAAAACAACGAUAUCUUCAUUCUCCAUGGCCAACGGUAUACUAUUGCUACUGAGACUACUCCUCUGCCGAACAAGACCGUCGGCGCAGAGGUCAUGCAAACAUACUACGACCACUGGUUUAAUGUGACGAACACUGUACUUGAAGUGCCCAACAUGCUCGGGUCCAUUGCAUUCCAGCCAAUGCCUCGAAGUAUCACUAGCAAAGCCAAGGCUAGAGGAGGAGAUCUUCUCGACUUUCCCACAGAUCAAGACUAUAUUAUCAUUGAGCUAGACUUCUCCUAUGGUUUUGCGGCAGACGACUCUAAGAUUGAUGCUGCCAAUCAGAAUCUCUAUAACGGCUUUGAUAACAUUAUCAGCGACAACAUUGACAAGGGACUCUUGCCUGAUGUUUACCGACCACUUUUCAUGAACGAUGCGUACUUCCGACAGGACUAUUGGGGUCGUAUUCGCACCAGGGAGCAGGCAUUGCAAACCAGAAUUAAGUAUGAUCCAGAUGGAUUCUUCCAGAGGAGAACUAGUGGAGGAUUCAGGCUCCAUUGA
Molecule: messenger RNA, 1539 nt
Organism: Aspergillus pseudoviridinutans
Lineage: Eukaryota; Fungi; Ascomycota; Eurotiomycetes; Eurotiales; Aspergillaceae
Product: FAD-binding oxidoreductase
Exons: 6
Coding region: 1-1539 (512 amino acids)
Molecular function (GO): FAD binding
Source: RefSeq, a predicted model, not a curated record